CGCGGGAAGAAAGUCAUUGAGAGUCAAUCAUGUUGGACGUCAAGACUAUCGGCGCUAACCUGACGCCUGCGCAGCAGGACGAGGUCCUGAUGGAUCUAUCCUUCCUAUUGGACGAGUUCGGCUCCACACGUGCGGCGCGCACCAAGUUACAAGAGCAAGAAAACGACAUCAAACGUCUCCGGAAACUAGUUCUGAAUCAACAAGUCGACAAAAAUGAACAAGAAGAAUGCAGCAAUAAACAAGACAAUCCUCCACAUUACAGUGAUGUUGACAUCGAUGUCGUGGAAGAAACCAUGGUGAACCUGGAUUUCUUCCUAAGAACUUUCGGGUCUACACGUGCUGUGCGUGUAAAGCUAGCAAACCAAAAGCAGGAAAUCGAAACUCUGGAACGCACAGUGCAAUGCUUGCAGGAACGCGGACAGAGAAAGUGUCCGAAGAUUGAAGACAUGGUUGGACCUUUGACGAACACUUCAAGCGUUGUAAAUAAUGGCCGUGACCCUGGCAUCGAGAGCGGCCAAGGUUCUGACUGUGAAACCUUACCGAGAAAGACUCUCGACACAGUGACCCGAUCAUUGGCGAUUGAGAACGAUCAGCGCAAAGGUAACCUCAUUUCUUUCCAGUCUGGACCCAGCACGUCUAUUGUGAACAAGGAAUUUCUGAGCAGCGAGGUGGUGAUUACCUACUACGCGGCAUUAAAAACUGCAGGCGCAGUUUGCGGGUCCAGUACCAGCCAUUUCGAUGGGGACAGCACAGGCCGGCAACGAACAUCCUCAAAGUCCAAGUAUUGCCGGCAUGAAGGCUGUGAAAGGACUGUCCAACUGAAAGGCUUGUGCUACCGACACGGUGGUUAUAACUCGUGCAAGGUAGAUGGCUGCACUCGAAAAGCAAUCAAGCAGCAUCUGUGCCGCCAACAUGGCGGCGGUACGAAAUGCAAGAUUGGCGACUGCGCUAACUUCAGUUGCUCGGGUCUGAAGGGGUACUGUCGGCAACAUGGUCGGGAACAAGGCGUCCAAGUCAAGGCUAAAGGGAUCAUUUAGACGUUAGGAAGCUGACAACCACCGCACCUACGUUAUCACAGGCGACGGGCGUCGAAUAAAACGAAUAGAAUCCCCAGUCCAAGUAAUUCCGUGCUUGCGCCGGUAGACGAAGACGCAAAAAGCUACUACAAUUGUGCAUAAUCUGAAAUCUGCAUAUUUAACACUUGUAUUCAACUUUUCGAUAUCC
Phytophthora nicotianae INRA-310 is the source of this 1224-nucleotide messenger RNA. RefSeq lists its product as hypothetical. The coding region runs from base 30 to 1037 and encodes 335 amino acids. The record is from RefSeq and is a predicted model, not a curated record. The transcript has a single exon. NCBI's taxonomy places the organism in Eukaryota, Oomycota, Peronosporomycetes, Peronosporales, Peronosporaceae.